CAUCAUUUGGUGAAGUUGCGUCACAUGUGUCCCCGCAGCUUCCACGGAGGGUCAGUCCACCCACGGAGAGCGGGGAAAGCACAGCAGGCGAAACGGGCUGCGAGUAAUUCUUGGUUCAUACCAACAGAGCUCAUUGGUUUGAUCUCUACGAUUUCAUCGGACCUCCAUCCCCUGGAAAAGGUCACGGCUCUUCCUGCUAAAGUUGCGAUGGCGGAGCGGGUUCUGGUGGUAGGAGGCGGGGGACGGGAACACGCGCUGGCCUGGAAGCUGGCCCAGUCGCCCCGGGUCCAGCAGGUUCUGGUGGCUCCCGGAAACGCAGGAACCGCCAGCUGCGGCAAGAUCAGCAACUCUGAGGUGUCGGUGAGCAACCACGGCAUCCUGGCUCGGUUCUGUAAGGACCACCACGUCGGUUUGGUCGUAGUCGGACCCGAGGCGCCGCUGGCAGCAGGUAUGGUGGACGAUCUGACGGCGGCGGGCAUUUUGUGUUUUGGACCGUCGGCUGCGGCGGCUCGGUUGGAGUCCAGUAAGAGUUUCGCAAAGGCGUUCAUGGAGCGUCACGGCGUUCCCACGGCUCGCUACGGCUCCUUCAGCGACCCGCAGGACGCCUGCAGCUUCAUCCGCGGCGCCGACUUUCCGGCUCUGGUGGUGAAGGCCAGUGGGCUGGCGGCGGGGAAGGGAGUCAUCGUCGCCGGGGAUCGGGACGAAGCCUGCCGGGCCGUCAUGGAGAUCAUGAAGGACGGAGCCUUUGGGUCAGCAGGAACAACGGUUGUUAUUGAGGAGCUUUUGGAGGGACAGGAAGUGUCUUGUCUGUGCUUCAGCGACGGUACCUGGGUCUCUCCGAUGCCACCGGCUCAGGACCACAAGCGACUCCAGGACGGAGACGCGGGGCCCCUCACGGGCGGGAUGGGAGCCUACUGCCCCACCCCACAGGUGAGCGAGGAGCUGCUGCAGCAGAUCAGAGAGUCGAUCCUGCAGAAGACUGUGGAUGGGAUGAGGCAGGAAGGAACUCCUUAUAUGGGCGUUCUGUACGCGGGCCUCAUGCUGACCAAUCGGGGGCCAAAAGUUCUGGAGUUCAACAGUCGCUUUGGCGACCCAGAAUGCCAGGUUCUGCUUCCUCUGCUGCAGAGCGACCUCUAUGACGUCAUCAUGAACACCGUAAGCGGGAACCUGGCCUCCAACGUCCCCGUGUGGCAGCAGGGCAGCUCUGCUGUUACCGUGGUGAUGGCCAGCGCAGGAUACCCGGGUUCCUACGUGAAAGGGGUCGAGAUCACAGGUCUGACCCGGCUGCAGGAGGCCGGGCUCCAGGCGUUCCACGCCGGCACCGCCCUGAAGGACGGCCGGGUGGUGUCGAGUGGCGGCAGAGUGCUGGCCGUGACGGCGGUGAGGUCGAGCCUGGAGGUCGCCCUGCAGGCGGCCAAUCGGGGCGUGGCUGCUGUUGGAUUCCCGGGCGCCGUGUACCGGCGAGACAUCGGCCACCGGGCCAUCGCUCACCAGAACCAGAACCGCAGGCGUCUGACCUACAAGGACAGCGGAGUGGACAUCGCUGCUGGGAACCAGCUGGUGGACAUCAUCAAGCCUCUGGCCAGAGCCACGACCCGACCCGGCUGCGAUGCAGAGCUGGGAGGUUUUGCUGGACUGUUUGACCUGAAGGCGGCCGGGUUUGUUGACCCGAUCCUGGUUUCUGGGACAGACGGUGUUGGAACUAAGCUGAAGAUCGCCCAGGCCUGUGGCCGUCAUGGCGGUCUGGGUCAGGACUUGGUUGCCAUGUGUGUGAACGAUGUUUUGGCUCACGGCGCCGAGCCGCUCUUCUUCCUGGACUACUUCUCUUGCGGCAGUCUGGAUGUAGAAGUUGCCGCCUCCAUCGUCGGCGGCGUCGCCAAGGCGUGUGAGGCGGCCGGCUGCGCCCUGCUGGGCGGUGAAACGGCAGAGAUGCCCGGUGUUUAUGCUGCCGGAGAGUACGACCUGGCCGGGUUCUGUGUCGGCGCGGCGGAGCGGGGCGCCUUGUUGCCACGGCUACAGGACAUCUCGGAGGGAGACGUGCUGAUCGGCGUGGCUUCCUCUGGGAUUCACAGCAACGGCUUCAGUCUGGUCCGUAAAGUUCUGGAGAGAAGCAAACUGAGUUUGAGCUCUGCUGCUCCGUUUGGGAACCAGGACCAGACUGUCGGCGAGGUGUUGCUGACUCCUACUAAGAUCUACAGCCGCCUGCUGCUGCCCGUCCUGCGCAGCGGGGCGGUUAAAGCCUACGCUCACAUCACCGGUGGGGGGCUUCUGGAGAACCUGCCCCGGGUUCUGCCCCAGGGUCUGGCAGCAGAGUUGGAUGCGUCCCAGUGGAGGAUUCCAGCUGUUUUCUCUUGGCUCUAUGAAGAAGGAUCUCUGAGUGAGGAGGAGACGAGCAGAACCUUCAACUGUGGGCUCGGUGCGGUUCUGGUGGUCGGUCCGGCUGAUGCUCAGAAGGUUCUGUCUCAGCUGCAGGUCCAUGAUGAAGCCUGGGUGGUGGGCUCUCUUGUUCCUAAGCAACCAGAUGUUUCUUCUGUGGUGGUUUUCAACCUGAAGCAGAGCUUGAUGAAUGCUGGGACUGUGGAAGUAAAGGAACAUGGUUUCCAUGGAAAUCAAAUCACAGCACCCAAGAAGAGCAGAGUAGCAGUUCUCAUCUCUGGUACAGGUACCAAUCUGCAGGCCCUGAUUGAUCAGGCUAAAGCUCCAUGCAGCUCAGCAGAGAUCGGAAGAGCUCACAAUAAUGUACUAAAGUAAGAGCAGCACAGGUUCAACAUAUUUGACUCAAGUUACUGUAAAAAAUAGACGUCCAAUAAAUUAUUUCACAGUAAAAUUGUUUUUUGAUACAAACUCUACUCAAGUACUGAGUAGCUGAUCAAAUUAUCAAUCAUUUAAUAAUUAAAAAUUACAUCAUCAGAGAAACCAAAAUUUAAAGUUACAUGUAGAUUUUAAGGAAAACCAGCCCAAUUUCUUGUGGGAGUAACAACAAAUAACUACGUCAGGCAAAGUCAUUCUUACAAAAAUCAGUUUCUUUCAAUUUAAACCUGAUGAAGCUUUAAGAAAAACUAACUGUCUGUGUUUGGUGAAUAUUUGGUUAAAAGAUGUUUAAGGAUUGAAAAUUCUGAUAUUUUUAUUAAAUUGCUCAAGUAAAAUGAAAAAGUAUUGCUUGUAAUUGUAAAUGUCACUGUUUGUUUGGUUGAGUUUUUUGGUUUUCGUUGUGUUUUUCUGUGUACUUCCUCCCUGUUUAAACCUGAAUGUUGUCCAGUUCCACUAAAGUCAAAGAAAAUGGUGACAAACAAAAACAGCAACACUGAUUUUAAAAAGUUACAUUUUAAGUAGCUUAAAGCAGCAUUGACAACAAUAAUUUCCAGAGCAGACUGCAGAUAACUCUUGGUGGUAAAUCUUUGACCGGCUGAACACACAGCGUGUGUGUUUGGGUCCUGAAGAACCUGGUCCAAAGUCCAACACCAAGCUGCUCCCAGUCAAACUGGUAUCUUUGCCUUCACUACUGGGCUUAAACUGGUUGUUUUUCUAACAUAAUCGCUGGAUGAGGUCCGUUUCCAAUCACCUGAGGAAUGAUGGACAUCUUCUGGCGCAGGUCGUGGAGGCCAAGGUCAGAGGUCAAAACGCCGUCGAUGUAGAUUUUCCCGCGAGGUUCUGCCAGGCGAAACAGAGCCGAGAUCAGAGAGCUUUUCCCGGCUCCGGUUCUUCCGACGAUCCCCAACUGGAACAACAUCAUUUGGAGAAAGAAACUGGGAUUAUAGGUUUGAUGUAAAAUCUAUGUGAACUGGAACAAAGAUUCUUUAUACAAAUAAAAACAUAAAGUGCUGGAUAUGUCUGUAUUUUUUCUGAAUGGCUGACAGGUAACAAAAAAAAACUAUCAACGAUUAAAAUAAAUCGUCUGAUAUGAAACGUU
This is a messenger RNA of Xiphophorus couchianus (Monterrey platyfish), 3910 nucleotides long. It is a transcript of the gene gart, whose product is annotated as phosphoribosylglycinamide formyltransferase. Gene Ontology annotation, molecular function: phosphoribosylformylglycinamidine cyclo-ligase activity; phosphoribosylamine-glycine ligase activity; metal ion binding. The coding region runs from base 25 to 2751 and encodes 908 amino acids. NCBI's taxonomy places the organism in Eukaryota, Metazoa, Chordata, Actinopteri, Cyprinodontiformes, Poeciliidae. The transcript has 21 exons. The record is from RefSeq and is a predicted model, not a curated record. Gene Ontology annotation, cellular component: cytosol. Gene Ontology annotation, biological process: 'de novo' IMP biosynthetic process; adenine biosynthetic process.